Rangifer tarandus platyrhynchus (Svalbard reindeer) is the source of this 279-nucleotide messenger RNA. The record is from the annotation of a GenBank genome assembly. Lineage: Eukaryota; Metazoa; Chordata; Mammalia; Artiodactyla; Cervidae.
AUGGAUCAGCGCCGAGAACCGCAGACCUGGACCAUCCUCCGCUUUCUUCUCCCCUCCCAGCUGCGAGGGAAAAGCACCCUCAGUCCGCGGACCGGUGGCGAUAAGAUUCAGUUCCAGGCAAAAAGGCUGAAACAGACCGCGAGAGCGCAGUGCAAAAAGGGUGGCCAAGUGGGGAAGAGCAGAGAGGAGAAAGAAAUACCCAAGGAGAAAACGCGAGUCGUGAGGCCCCAGUCGCGGCCGCCCGAAGUAUCUCCGCAGCCCGGCGUGUGCGAGCCUUAA